Messenger RNA from Cetraspora pellucida, 430 nucleotides. NCBI's taxonomy places the organism in Eukaryota, Fungi, Glomeromycota, Glomeromycetes, Diversisporales, Gigasporaceae. The record is from the annotation of a GenBank genome assembly.
GCCUUUAGAACAAAUUCAAAUUGAAGAAACCAAAGUUAGAAGUGAAUCAGCUAUCGACUAUGAUGACAUUGGUGAAUUUGUAUACAGCUCUUUGGUUUCUUUAGAAGGCACGAAUGAAAAUUAUGAAAGUGAUAUCCUAGAGUUUUAUAUGAAUUUUGAUAUUCAUUUAGAAAAUAAGGAGUCGACAAAAUAUGAACAAUUAGGUCAUCAGAUAGUGCAAUGGAAUGAUGAAUAUCCAAUUAUUGGAAUAAGAAAUGAUGAAAUUCAAAAUAUUUUUAACUUUCAAGACACUCAUAUGGAUAUUGAAAAAAUUCCUAUUGAUUAUAAUUCAGUUGAAACUUAUAAAAAUAACUUUGUACUUAGUAGUAAUGAUGAUAAAGAAAAUUCAGAUGAACAGGUUUUAAAUCAUUUGUGUAAUAUACUUGAAGAG